Penicillium soppii is the source of this 267-nucleotide messenger RNA. RefSeq lists its product as uncharacterized. The transcript is spliced from 2 exons. Bases 1 to 267 code for a protein of 88 amino acids. Lineage: Eukaryota; Fungi; Ascomycota; Eurotiomycetes; Eurotiales; Aspergillaceae. The record is from RefSeq and is a predicted model, not a curated record.
AUGUCCUCCGAUAUUCAACUGAAAGAUGCCAAGCAGGCUUUGGCUGAGGACAAGUUCGACGACUGCAUGUCCUGCAGAGUGACUGGGUCUGCUGCAUUCGUUGGCCUUGGUGUCUACAGCUACUAUACCGGAAUGGCCAACCUUCGAAAACAAGAAAAGGCCAUCAUGCAAGGCCCGACCAAAUACAAAAUGGGAUCACGCCAGCUGGGAAUCGCCACAAUAUCUGCGACAUUAGUGGGAAUGGGGCUGUGGCGGGCAUUCAAUUGA